ACAACAUCAUUUUUAGAACACAAAAUAAGAUAUUUUGAAGAUUUGAAGAUACAAAACUACAGAAUAAAGAAAGUCAUAUGGGUUUGAAAUUACUGGAGGGUGAGUAAAUGAUGACAGUAUUUAAAAUUUUAAGAGAAUUACAGUAUUGUAAAAGUUUAUGUGUUACUCUGGUUUACACUCAUUGAACUCGUUUUUUCAAUGGUGCCUAUUGUAAAGGACACAGUUUAAUGAUCGUACCGCAAUUGUACCAUAUACUGUUAGUGUUAGUAUAUGUUCUUUUUAGAGCUAUGACAUCACAACUGAACUUAUUCAGUAUGUAAGAGGUUACCAGCCUGCAACUUAACUACUCAAUUCAACUGAAUGUAAAAUACAAAGGGAAUCUUGAUUUUGGAUUACGGCUGUAACAAAAUCAGACUUGUACGAAACGGUUAAUGUAGAAAUAUUUCACAGAGGCAAUGUUAUCGUGAUCAAAAGUGUUUUUAAAGAAAUAAAUAUUCUGAAAUGUUAAGGAAUACCCAUGUUAUUCAAAUCCAUAUUUAAUAACGUUUAUUUUGUGUUUUUGGGCAAAUAAACUCAAAACACGAGUGAAAGAGAGAGUCUGUUACCUGUAGGUCUCUUAAGUCAAAACUUGAGUGCAAAAUUAUACAUGAUAUUAUUAUACGUGUAGAAUUAACACAAUAUCUUUUAUCAUGGUUUUUAUUAUCACAGCAAUUGACAAUACUGGUGUGACACCGCAUUAAUAACGAACCCCUAAAAUCAGUGGUAAAAAACUAUGGUCUAGAAGCACCUAAUCCUGGUUGGAAGAUUAAAUUUAAAUUAAACUGUAAAUUUAUUUCUGAAUUUUGAUUGGUUGAUUUAUAUGUUGUCCCAGGGUCAACAUGAUGUUGUCCGAAGGAUAUCAACCACUGUGCAAAAACAGGAGAGCCCCACUGACCCUAUCAUAUUUUUUAACACAAUAUCUCAUCCCCUAUAGCCUUUACUUUUACAAAGAAAUCUUUCAAUCCAGUGAAAUGUUGUACCGUUCCCUGUUCCCUUAAUGUGGGCUUUCAGAGGUCAGACCUUACAGCUACCUCUAAGAGAGCCCUCAUCCUGUUCUCGUUCAGCUUUUAUCUCUUUUUAGCUCAUCGUCGUGCAAGGCUUGAGAUCUUUGAAGCUGCAAUUUAUCUAUACAUCUCAACAACAACAAUGAAAAUGUAAGACAUUAUUUGCUCUCCCUGUUAAGCUGCAUGGCUGCUGAAGGGAAGAGAGAUGAUGAAAUGAAAACUAUUGAGAAUAUAACAGGGGGUUAUGUGCUGAAGGGCAACGGCCUGUGAGACAGAUAAGAGGAUUUGACACUCAUCGUAGAGGACACAGCGAAUUUCCUGAUCUCAGUUUUUUGUUUCUAUGCACGGUUUGUGUGUAUAUAAAUUACAUUAGAUAUGUUUUGAUGAACAUAUAGCUUGUCUCAGCAAGAUCAUUCUGUGUGACGCCUGAAGUAAAGAGCUUUCUGCUCUUCAAAGGCAAGGCAAGUCUUCUGUACUGCCAAGUUUCAGAUCUGAGUUGAGCAUAUGCAGGUGCAGAAUGCUGUGAAUUUACGAGCUGGUUUGAUACGAAAGAUACUAUGGCAGGAAAUAUUCUUAAUGUCUUAAAAUGGUCUUUAUUCGGGGUGUCUCAUAUACAAAAUUAAGAUGAAUUUGACUGGUAGCAUUAUUGUUUAUUUUUUCCAAUAGAUGUCGUGAUCAUUAUCAUAAGGAACAUAUUGGUACUAAAUGUAUCUGUACAUAAUGGUAAUGGUACAUAUUGGCACCUUUUUAAAAGGUACCAUCCCAGUGACAGCUUUUGUAUUAUUUCUUUUAAUAUUUGUAAUGUCAUGUCACACUGUACACUCACUUCUGAUCCUCAAGAUUUAUUUAAAUAAAAAUAUUAUUUUACUUUUUUUACUUUGCAUAUGUGGUACUAAGGUAAUCAACCCCACGGUCAUCCACUUGAUGACUUGCUCUUUUGUGAUCCCGCCGUAAAUGUUUAUGGCACGGUUAUGAUGUUGAUGUGCCCAUAAAGUCAGGCAGAGAGAGAUAGGGGUUGUAUAUAAGCACAGACCGUUUCCACCAUCAGUACCUUUCUCCAAGCUGAACUCCUGUUUUGCUUUUUUCUCUCCGCUCAACACUCAACACACAAACCAUGGCUUUCUCUGGCAAGUGGGAAACUGAAUCUCAGGAUGGAUAUGAGGAAUUUUGCAAACUAGUUGGUAUCCCUGAUGAUAUCAUUGCAAGAGGACGUGACUUUAAGCUUGUGACAGAGAUCAUCCAGAACGGAGAUGACUUUACAUGGAUCCAGCACUAUCCAAAAAACCACACCGUAAACAAUAAAUUCAUCAUUGGCAAAGAGAGUGAAAUGGAGACAGUUGGUGGGAAAAAAUUCAAGGGGACCGUCAACAUGGACGGGGGCAAGCUGACCAUAGAUUUCCCAAAGUACCACCACAUAUCCGAGGUCAGUGGUGGAAAGCUGGUUGAGACCUCCACUGCUAGCAGCGCUACGGGUCCAGUCGUUCUUGUUCGUACAAGCAAGAAGAUCUAACUGCAUUGUUGAAAUACAAGACAUUGUUCUGUAUACAACCCUUUGACCUUCAGCUCACUUG
Molecule: messenger RNA, 2614 nt
Organism: Triplophysa dalaica
Lineage: Eukaryota; Metazoa; Chordata; Actinopteri; Cypriniformes; Nemacheilidae
Gene: fabp6
Product: fatty acid binding protein 6, ileal (gastrotropin)
Exons: 5
Coding region: 2158-2553 (131 amino acids)
Biological process (GO): fatty acid transport
Cellular component (GO): cytosol; nucleus
Molecular function (GO): fatty acid binding
Source: RefSeq, a predicted model, not a curated record